Messenger RNA from Tripterygium wilfordii, 1694 nucleotides. RefSeq names its product protein FANTASTIC FOUR 3-like. Bases 416 to 1573 code for a protein of 385 amino acids. NCBI's taxonomy places the organism in Eukaryota, Viridiplantae, Streptophyta, Magnoliopsida, Celastrales, Celastraceae. The transcript is spliced from 5 exons. The record is from RefSeq and is a predicted model, not a curated record.
AUUGCAGUCGCGGUCUCUCUCCGACUCUCUCUGGCGAAAUUUGCCAUUGAACGAGAAUGCGAAAAUGAUAUUUGCGAUCGAUCUCGAAGUGACGAUCCUGUGAUCCUCUGAUGCCCUCUAGGCUUUCGAUUGCUUAUAAAUGAUGGCCAUAGUUGCAGCCACAAAAUCUUUCUUCAUACAGAGUAUGUUUUUCAUAGGUCGUAGCAAAGGACCUUUCACGUUGGGGGCAAGGAAAUGAGUCAUGGCCCUUGGCUCUUAGUAGAGAAUCUGGUUAUCCCGCCUGGCAGCAUUUUCUUGAAACUUCACCGACAAGUCUCAUUAAUCAUUCAUAUCAGUGGCUGCCAUGACAGGUGGGACUCUCCAUGACCUUGCCAUGCUUUGAAUCCGCCGUGGGGCAUAGUGCUGUCUGCUGUGUAUGACUGUAUGGCACAUCUAUGAUGGUAGAAUUCAAGUGGUGUUAAAAGGCUCCCCCACGUCGGUCACUUUUGGGGACUACAAAUUAACAUCCCAUCCCUCACUUAUCCCUCAUGUUCAGCCUCCUCUUCCUUCCUCUCCCUCCUCCUCCACAACCACCACUACCAGAAACUGUGCACAUAGCCACAUACAAAGCAAGAACAUCUUCAUUGUGAGUCCUCUGUUUCUACUCUGUUUUUCCUCUGUAUCUAUGGCCACAAUUGUAUGUCAAGGUUUACAGUCAUGCCUUGAGUCUCAGCUUGUAGAGUCAAGAACAUUGAGACUAAAACUAUCUUCACCAAAAACCCACUUUCCUCAACCUAUUGAAUUGGCCUUAAAACCCUUUUUCAUAGACUACAACACCAAAGAAGUUGGACAGAAAUGUCAAGCGUCAAGUCCUGACUAUGGUGGAUGGAACUUCAUUCAACCUCUCUCUGAUACCUCCAAAAGCUCAAACGAAGAACCAGAGGUAGAGAAACCAUAUUCCCCUCCUCAGAUUAAGCGCACACUUUGCGAUAAGAGCUUGGAAUUGUGUACUGAAAAUUUAGGCAGUGAGACUGGCAGUGAAGACUGCAUUUUCUCAAUGUCUUCAUCAGACUCAAAAGCUGGAUAUUCUCCUACAAGGGAGCAAAAAAAACCUCGUCAAGUUAGGAGUUCUAGGAAAGGAAAUUCUCAGAGCUUUCCACCUCCCUUGACAACGAUGAGCGGUUCAGAAUCUAUCCAACUUAGACCCCGCAGAGAAGAUGGACGGCUGAUAAUCGAAGCCAUCAAGUCCCCUUCAACAUACAAUUAUUUUCAGGUCGACAGAAGCCAUGGCCGCCUUAGACUAACCUUAUUCAAAGACUCUUCUCGUUCUUCUUCUAGUUUUGACUUCUUGAAUGAUGCAGACAAUGAAGAAAUUGAAGAAGAGUUUGAAAAUGACAAGAAUAAUGAAUUAGUAGCAGAGGAGGGUGGUGUUGAGGAGGAAAAGGAGGAGAUGGAUGGAAAUAGAAUCAAUGUUGGUGAUGAAAUGGGAAGUGAAAAGAUUAAUCAAAGGCCAAGUAGGUGCAAAGAAGGUGAAGAAGAGAAGAAGAAUGGAUUGUUAAAUUGGGAGCCCCCUUGUUGGGUGGCCACAUCUUAAAGUUCUGUUUUGGAUCUCUCUUAAUUUUUAGUUUGUCCUUGUUCUUUUUUUAGCCCUAGUCAAGUACCAUCUUUUGUUCUCUCUCUCAGUCUCUCUUGUGAGUUCCCAUGCUCUGGGAAAA